GUUGUUCAGUGUAAUGCUUUAACAUGAUCGAUACCCGUAUGCCCCAUCCGCUGUGAUACGUAGCAUGUUGAAAACUGUUAUACCGUACCGUACCACUCUAAAAUGGUGAACGUAGGAGAGAUUUGUGGCGAGGCAUUUUUUGGUGUCCUAAAGGAACCAAGAGGAAUUCUUAAACCAAUAGAAUGGAUCCUCUCUAUAUUUGCCUUCGCUACCAUGACCGGAUCAACACUGAAAGUGGCCUUUACUGCAACUUGCCAAAUGGAUAAUAAUAAAACAGAGGAACAUCCUUUCACUGUCUCUUCAUCCUACCCUUACAGACUAGAGGAUGCCAAGUACGGCCAAUAUGUCUGCAAUGAGAGCCACCCCCAGGACCAAGGACUGCUGCAGGGGGCGGCCAGCGCGGCCCAGUUCUACGUGUUUGUGGGGGUCAUGGUGUUCCUGUACUGCCUUGCUGCUCUCAUCCUGUACAUCUUCUUUGACCAGACCUACAGGAAGCACAACGCCUGCACAAUUGGUGACCUGAUUGUAAGCGGUGUGAUCACCCUGCUCUGGCUGAUCAGCUCCUCAGCCUGGGCGUCUGGGGUCACUGACCUCAAGUACUACACGGACCUGGCACAGUGCGGCUACUUCAGUCACCUCCAUGAGUGUGCUGCACCCAACUCCUGCUCACAGACACUCAACGCAAACUUUGCUAGCCUGAAUGUGUCAAUUAUAUUUGGCUUCCUGAACAUGUUGGUGUGGGCAGGCAACGUGUGGUUUGCCUACAAGGAGACCCCCUGGCACAAGGUGACCCAGUCCAAGGCCACGCCCCCUGGCUCCUCCCCUGGCCCUACCGACCAGCAGAGGAUCUAGAAGCCCGGACACGCCCAUCUGACACGCUCACCUGGUCAGGAGAUGGGUGGGGCUGCAGGCAAGAAUGCUGGCGUCUAGAAAAUAGUGUUUGCAAUUAGAAACGAAUUGAAAUUUAUUUAAAAAUUGGAAUGUGGCAUCAUUGUGUGAUGUAGAAUAUUGAAUGUCAUUUGUAAUUGAGUAGGUGAAUCAGUUGCUGCCAAUCUAUUAGAAUAACCAUGAUCUUGCUUUGCAUACGAAACAACUUUAAAAGAAUAAUUUCUGGUGGCCAGGUUUUUUUAUAUACUUGUUAGAAUAUUUUGUUUAAAAUUUUACAAUUUGCUUGUUGUUUUUGGUCCUAAAUGUAGUUUCCUUAAAAUAAUGCUUAUAUAACUGAAAAAGCUUAAUUAAAAAAUGAGUUGCACUUGUGUUGCCUUAAUUCCUGGACACAAAUUUCUGAUACCGGUUUAAGGAUCCAAAUAAAAAGCAUCCAAAAUACAAAAGGCAUUUGUAUGAUAUAAUUUAAAAAGCACAAGGAUUUUACCACUAAACUAAAAGACAUGUUACUAUUGAAUAAUGUGUGUGUUCAAUAUUACAAGAUUCUCAGAAUAAGUCAAACAGCUGAUUUCUGUGUGUGUCUGUGGAUCAUAGUUUCACAUGUAUCAUAUUGCAUCACACUUUGAUGUAGUUUCAUGUGCUGAAUUUAUGUUUAUUUAUAUAAUUAUAAAAAUAUGCAGUUGUAUAAUUAUUAAUUAAUUUGCAGUUUAGCAUGUUUAACAUAAAAAAAAUUGUGUGGUGAAAUGCUUUGAGCCAUUUAUGAUGACCUUGGCAUGCAACUUUUUAAAACAUUUCAAUUUAAUUGUGUGAGCUUUAAAAUAAUUGAUAACUCAAUGUACAAGAAAAACCAGGAUUUACCAUCUUUUUAGAAGAAUUUGAUUUUUUAUUUAUGUAACAACAAAUGUUUUGGGUAAAUAUGUAAAUAUAUUAUAUGUAACAACACAUUUUUUAGCUAAAUUAUGAGUUGGUUUAUUGAACAUUAAAUUGAACAUCAAAAAAAGUUUUAAAAUGAUCUUUGUAAAUGUAUACAUUUGUUUAAUUUUUUUGGUCCUUUGCAUCAUUCUAGAUUAUGUGAGUGUUGUGGAAAUAUAAUAUAUUUAUCUUCAUAUGAUAUUUAUUAUUUAAUAUGCAAUUAAUCUAAAACUGUUUAGUUCAUUACUAAAAUAUUAAUCAAAUUCUAUUUAAAUUACUAUUUGUAUACACAUUUGUAAAAUUUUAGUUCAGAUUUUUACAUAGCUGUCACCUUUUAGCAUACUUUACUGGUUAUGAAAUAAUAUAAGUUCAUAAAUGAUCAUAAACAAGUAUUAAAGGGUUAGUUUUGGAUUAAUAAUUAAAGUUUAAUAAUUUAUUUAAUUAGUUUUUAUAGAAUUUUAACCCUUUCCUCUCAGAAGCAAAGAGAAAAUGGCAAACAGCAUAAAACCAGAACAGCCUGCGAGCAACUCGCAGUCUGUUCAGGUUUUAUGCUGUUUACUGCUCAUCAGUAUCUAAGGGUUGAAAAUGAGGCCUUUAUACUUGAAUCUAGUAAGAAAGGUCUUUAAUUAAAUGUAACUUUCUUAUGGACUACACAUGUGUAAAAAUACGUAUCUAAGUGGUCAAGCGUAAAAAGGACAUAUUGGGUUAUGGACUAAAAAUAAAUAUCUUCAACAAUCACUUUUCUGUGACUAUGGGUAAUUAAAACAUACAGAUGCUACAUUUCAAACAAAGAGGAAUAACUUCUGUUACAUAUUUCCAUUUCAAACUGAUGGAAACAAGAGAACAAUGAGUAAUAAUACUAAAUGGUCUGCACCGUUUGUGAUAAAAAGUGUCAAGUCAUCAGAAAAAUCAUAAAACAAAUCAAGACUUUUGUUAUUCUAAAAGACUUGCCAUUUACUCAUCAAAGGUUUUUCUCUUGAGGCCUUGCUACAAUUCUACUUGCAGCCAUACUUUAUUUGAUUGUUGAUUAUUUUGCAUUCCAUUGAUGUUGUGUCCAGUUGUGGAUUUAUUGUUGUUGAUGCUUUAUUGAUUGAAAACCAAAUAAGUUAAAAUCCUAAAACCUAUUGUUAUAUUUGUUUUCUGAAUAUGCAUAUUUAUAUUGGUGUGAUUAUGUAUAAUUUGGUAAAAGUUAGAGUUUUGCAAUGUGUAUAGAAGUUGUUUUUGUAAAAUUAAAUGAUAAAAUCCA
This is a messenger RNA of Dreissena polymorpha, 3043 nucleotides long. Its product is annotated as synaptophysin-like. The transcript is spliced from 6 exons. The record is from RefSeq and is a predicted model, not a curated record. The coding region runs from base 103 to 852 and encodes 249 amino acids. Gene Ontology annotation, cellular component: synaptic vesicle; synaptic vesicle membrane. NCBI's taxonomy places the organism in Eukaryota, Metazoa, Mollusca, Bivalvia, Myida, Dreissenidae.